AUGCUGGGCUCGGUGAAGAUGGAGACUCAUGACCUGGCCGAGUGGAGCUACUACCCGGAGGCGGGCGAGGUGUACUCUCCAGUGACUCCCGUGCCCACCAUGGCCCCUCUUAACUCCUACAUGACCUUGAACCCUCUCAGCUCUCCCUACCCUCCAGGAGGGCUUCAGGCCUCCCCACUGCCUACAGGACCCCUGGCACCUCCAGCCGCCACAGCACCCCUGGGGCCCACCUUCCCAGGCCUGGGUACUGGUGGCGACAGUGGAAGCAGUACUUCCGGCUAUGGAGCCCCAGGGUCCGGGCUGGUACCUGGCAAGGAGAUGGCAAAGGGGUACCGGCGUCCACUGGCCCAUGCCAAGCCACCAUAUUCCUACAUCUCUCUCAUCACUAUGGCCAUCCAACAGGCGCCAGGCAAAAUGCUAACCCUGAGUGAGAUCUACCAAUGGAUCAUGGACCUCUUCCCAUACUACCGGGAGAACCAGCAACGCUGGCAGAACUCCAUCCGGCACUCGCUGUCCUUCAAUGACUGCUUUGUCAAGGUGGCACGCUCCCCAGACAAGCCGGGCAAAGGCUCCUACUGGGCCUUACAUCCCAGCUCCGGGAACAUGUUUGAGAAUGGUUGCUACCUUCGGCGUCAGAAACGCUUCAAGCUGGAGGAGAAGGCGAAGAAAGGAACCACCAGGAAUGGCGCGGUGGGGUCAGCCACCUCUGCCACAACCACAGCGGCCUCAGUAGUCACCUCUCAGGCUCAGACCCAGCCUACGCCUUCUGAGCCCGAGGCCCAGAAUGGGGAAGAUGUGGGGGGUCUGGACUGUGCCUCUCCCCCUUCUUCCACACCCUAUUUCACUGGCUUGGAGCUCCCAGGGGAACUGAAGUUGGAUGCACCCUACAACUUCAACCACCCCUUCUCUAUCAACAACCUGAUGUCAGAACAGACACCAGCACCUUCCAAACUGGAUGUGGGGUUUGGAGGCUACGGGGCUGAGAGCGGGGAGCCAGGGGUCUACUACCAGAGCCUCUAUUCCCGCUCUCUGCUCAACGCAUCCUAG
Chionomys nivalis (European snow vole) is the source of this 1047-nucleotide messenger RNA. RefSeq names its product forkhead box A3 (gene Foxa3). Bases 1 to 1047 code for a protein of 348 amino acids. The transcript is spliced from 2 exons. Lineage: Eukaryota; Metazoa; Chordata; Mammalia; Rodentia; Cricetidae. Gene Ontology annotation, molecular function: transcription factor binding; RNA polymerase II cis-regulatory region sequence-specific DNA binding; protein domain specific binding. Gene Ontology annotation, biological process: cell differentiation; anatomical structure morphogenesis; regulation of transcription by RNA polymerase II. The record is from RefSeq and is a predicted model, not a curated record.